CUCCAGGCGGCGGACAUCCACUAAAAACUACGCAGGAAAGCUAUUAGAUGAGUAUAUCUCCCGUGAAAGAAUAAAAUUAAUCAUUAAAAUAAAAACAUACAAUUCGACACUAGAUGGCGAUGCGCAAUUUAGAGUCGUUGCUGUUAUCUUGUAGAAGAAGACGUUGCCAAGCUACAAGGCGGUCGCUUUCCUCGAUGGAAACGCUUGAGAGAUUGGACUGCGUCUGAAUUGAAUUCAAAUUUCGAACACGGUAUUUCCCAAUGGAUCGAGUUAGCCGUGCCAAAGGCACCAGAAUCCUCAGGAACCAACCGUACGACGAGAGUCUGGAGGUCGUCGACUCCGAGGAAGUCGCGAGUGUGUACAGCCCGACUCCCCACAGCCAGCGCCAGUCUGAUUCCAGGAGGACCAGAAAUGGGCGCGGGCUGAUGUCGGCCAACAGCAGCAGUGAUGAAGCUGAAGACAACCAGCAUCAAAGGAACAAAGAGCCAGGAAACCUGCAGCGUGGGGUGACCCCCGACGAGGAUGAAGACGAAGAGGAGGAUUCCGAUGAUGAUGACACUGAUGACGAUGAUGACGACGACGAUGAUGCCGAUGGCUGUGAUCCUCCUGAAGGGGCAUACGAUCCUGCUGACUAUGCAAAUUUGCCUGUCAGCACUGAGAUUAAAGAACUGUUCCAGUACAUCACUAGAUAUACUCCUCAGUCAGUCGAAUUGGAACACAGUUUAAAACCGUUCAUUCCAGACUUCAUUCCAGCAGUGGGAGACAUAGACGCCUUCCUGAAGGUGCCAAGACCUGAUGGUAAAUCAGAUGGUUUGGGUCUGCUGGUUCUUGAUGAACCCAGUGUGAAACAGUCUGACCCCACGGUGAUGUCACUUUGGCUGUCAGAGGAAACCAAACAACAUGGUGCCGCUGAGAUGAAAAAGGUGACGAGUGUCUCCGCACCUCUGUCCAACCCUCGUCAAAUUGACAACUGGGUUGACAGCAUUGCUGCGCUCCAUCGUUCUAAGCCCCCAGCAAGUGUCCAGUACGUGCGCCCAAUGCCUGACAUUGACAGCCUGAUGCAGGAGUGGCCUGCCGAGCUGGAGGAGCUUUUAGGACAGGUGGCGCUCCCACCAGCCCGUCUCAAUUGCAGCUUGACUGAGUACUCUGACAUUGUGUGUGGCCUCCUGGACAUCCCAGUACACGGCAGCAGGAUCCAAGCACUGCACUUACUCUUCAGCCUCUACCUGGAGUUCAGGGACUCGCAGCACUUCACACGGAGGGCACAGUGACAUCUAAUCUAAUUUUUCCAUUAUUAAUCGACCAGCAUUUAUUAAAUAUGUUUAACCAAUAAUGUACCCUUUGUGUAUUUUCUAAAAGGGCUGCUAAUGUUUUCUCUAGUGUAGUUGCAAAAUGAUUAUUG
Molecule: messenger RNA, 1402 nt
Organism: Synchiropus splendidus (mandarinfish)
Lineage: Eukaryota; Metazoa; Chordata; Actinopteri; Syngnathiformes; Callionymidae
Gene: ift46
Product: intraflagellar transport 46 homolog (Chlamydomonas)
Exons: 5
Coding region: 261-1271 (336 amino acids)
Biological process (GO): cilium assembly; intraciliary transport
Cellular component (GO): centrosome; intraciliary transport particle B; motile cilium
Source: RefSeq, a predicted model, not a curated record